Molecule: messenger RNA, 672 nt
Organism: Abrus precatorius (Indian licorice)
Lineage: Eukaryota; Viridiplantae; Streptophyta; Magnoliopsida; Fabales; Fabaceae
Exons: 2
Coding region: 1-672 (223 amino acids)
Source: RefSeq, a predicted model, not a curated record
AUGGUUGGUAGAGGUAGAGGAGCAGGUAUCACUAAUGACCUUCUAGAGCAGAUGACUGAAGUUCUAAAGGCACUGGUGCAUAAUCAAGAUGGAGAGCCAGCUGAGUAUAGAGGGCUUUCAUCCUUCACUAGGCAUAACCCUACAAAAUUUAAGGGAAAGUUUGACCCAAAAAGAGGCCAAAGGUGGGUGGCAGAUGUAGAGAAGAUCUUUCAUGCAAUGGGUGCAGGGAAGAGCACAAGACACACUGCGAAUGUUUGCUGGGUUGCUCCUAAAAAGAGCGGUAGUGUAAGUACUAGCCAGAGACCUGAGUCGAGGGGAAGCACGAGACCGAAAUUGAGCAUUUCAGGGAAGGUCUUUGCCAUGAGUAGGGCAAAGGCUUCACAGUUUGAGGAACUAAUUAGAGAUAAAUGUGUUGUUAAGGGCAGAUUGCUAGAUGUAUUGUUUGACUCGGGUGUUACGCAUUCAUUCGUUUCCAUGGACUGUGUGAAGUGUUUGAACUUGCAUGUGACUGAAUUGCCAUAUAAUGUUGUGGUGACUACCCCUACGGGUAAACUGGUCGUAACUUCGUGGUUGUGUCUGGGGUGUUUUGUGAUGGUGCAUGGUAGGGACUUUGAGGUAGACUUGAUCUGUUUGCCUCUUUCCCAAUUGGAUGUGAUUUUAGGAAUGGAUUAG